Messenger RNA from Pediculus humanus corporis (human body louse), 5037 nucleotides. Its product is annotated as lipase, putative. The transcript has 7 exons. The record is from RefSeq and is a predicted model, not a curated record. Bases 1 to 5037 code for a protein of 1678 amino acids. Gene Ontology annotation, biological process: lipid metabolic process. Gene Ontology annotation, molecular function: lipase activity. Lineage: Eukaryota; Metazoa; Arthropoda; Insecta; Psocodea; Pediculidae.
AUGAAAGUUUUGAUUUCAAUAUUGAUUUCAAUAUGCGGUAUAAUUAUUUACGGAAACUGCUUGCCAUACCUUGAUAUACGGUCCAAACAUCAGUCACGUGACGAUUAUUACGAAGAUUAUUAUUUGAGAAAAGUACCGAAAUUGAGGACGAGUCCGAAAAAAAUAAAACAAUUUUUAAUAAAUCACUUGAGCUGGUUUCCAAUAGAAGAUUUGCAAAAUGAAAAAUCACACGGUAAUUAUAAGAAAAGGCAAAUUUGGGAAUUGGAACAGCAGGAACCGACAACGACGGAUAACGCAAUCAAGGAUAUAAUUAAGGAAAAAUUUCAAAAUUUUACAAAAGAUCAUCAUUUGAACACGAAUUGGACAUCUAUAAGGAAUAAAUCAUCUGAUUCCGUACACAAAGUUGAAACGUUUGUAAAACACACAAAAUUAAAAGAAAUAAUAAAAAAUGCGACGCAUCCCCUCCGGUACAAAGGAUCCAAGUGCGGUAAUAAAUCGAGCAUGUAUAAUUUGGAUGAGAAUCCCGAACAUCAAGGUUCGGGGAUUCGAGUGCAUCCGAAAAGUUCACACAUAGAAAAAAUUAAGUGUAAUCCCAGUACCGUUUCUUCGGUUCCCGAAUCCCCUUGCUUUCCUACUUUGCAUCAUUUUCCAGAUCCGCUACAGCCGAUGAUGCCGUGUCCUUGUUCUAAUUCUGUAUUAUUACCGUCCUUCCCUGUUUCAAAAUCAGUUUUAACAUUUUCCGAUAUAUUGGGCGUACCGCCUAAGAAUUUAAAAAAUUGCGAACCAAGCAUUAAACCGAUUACGAAUUUACAAAAAAAUCCAUGCGAAUCUCAGACGGAAAAAAAAAUGCACGUUAAACCUCAUAAAAAACCUGUGACUUCCACGCCUAGUAAAAUAAAUAAAAAUAAUAUUCCCGAUGCAUCAUUACCUGAACAAAUCACUCAACAAAUCACUCUUAAAGGACUCCCCGAACAAAGUAUUCCGACAGUAUUGCCCGAAAAAAAUGAUCCCCUUUUAUUAUCAAACAAAUUCGCCAUGAGAACAUUUCCAAGAAUCCCUUCUGAAAUCCUUCCCGAAAUGCCUUACCGAUCAAUUUCCAAUAUUCCUAGGAAGACUUUUCCUGAAGAUAUUCACAGGGCUCUUCCCGAAAUUUCUCUCGACACUUUUUCUAACAACCCUUGCCAAUCCAUUCCUUGCGAUAAUCCUUGUAAGACUCUUCCCGAAUGUAAGCCUCUUCCCGAAUGUUCAUGUAAGCCUCUUCCCGAAUGUAAGCCUCUUCCCGAAUGUUCAUGUAAGCCUCUUCCCGAAGUUCCUCAUAUGCCUCUUCCCGAAGUUCCUCAUAUGCCUCUUCCCGAAGUUCCCCAUAUGCCUCUUCCCGAAAGUAAACCUACGUCUUUUCCUUUCGAAAUUCCUCACAAGCCUCUUCCCGAAGGUAAACCUACGUCUCUUCCUUUCGAAAUUCCUCACAAGCCUCUUCCCGAAGGUAAACCUACGUUUCUUCCUUUCGAAAUUCCUCACAAGCCUCUUCCCGAAGAUAAACCUACGUCUCUUCCUUUCGAAAUUCCUCACAAGCCUCUUCCCGAAGAUAAACCUACACCUUAUCCUUCCGAAAUUUCUCAUAAGCCUCUUCCCGAAGAUAAACCUACACCUUAUCCUUCCGAAAUUUUUCAUAAGCCUCUUCCCGAAGAUAAACCUACACCUUAUCCUUCCGAAAUUUCUCAUAAGUCUCUUCCCGAAGAUAAACCUACACCUCAUCUUUCCGAAAUUUCUCAUAAGUCUCUUCCGGAAGGUAAACUUACGCCUCUUCCUCCCGAAGUUCCUCCUCAUAACCCUGAUCCCGAAAGUAAAUCUAUGCCUCUUCCUCCCGAAGUUCCUCCUCAUAACCCUGAUCCCGAAAGUAAAUCUAUGCCUCUUCCUCCCGAAGUUCCUCCUCAUAACCCUGAUUCCGAAAGUAAAUCUAUGCCUCUUCCUCCCGAAGUUCCUCCUCAUAACCCUGAUCCCGAAAGUAAAUCUAUGCCUUUUCCUUCCGAAACUCCUGAUGAGCCUCUUCCCGAAGGUAAAUCUACGCCUCUUCCCGAAGGUAAACAUACGUCUUUUCCCGAAGAUAAACAUACGCCUCUUAUCGAAGGCAAACAUACACCUCCUCCCGAAGGCAAAUAUACGCCUCUUCCCAAAAUUCCUCAUAAGCCUCUUCUCGGAAGUAAACAUACCCCUCUUCCCGAAAUUUCUAAUAUGCCUCUUCCCGGAAUUCCUCAAAUGGCUCUUCCCGAAUUUCCUAAUAUGCCACUUCCCGGAGGUAAACAUACGUCUUUUCCCGAAGUUCCUCAAAUGGGUCUUCCCGAAAUUUCCCAUAAGGCUUUCCCUGAAAUCACUUGUCCAUGCAUUUGUAAUAAUCCUUGUAAGACUUCUUCUGAAAUUCCUCCCAAGGCUCUAUCCAAAAUUUCUUAUAAGACUUUUCCUGAAAUCCCUUCCCAAUCCCUUUCUGACAUUUUUUCAAAAUCUCCUUCAGAAAUUUUUCACAAGCCUUUUCCGCAAGUCUCUUCCCGUAAGGCUUUUCCCGAAAUUUAUUAUAAAGUUUCUCCCGAAAUGAUAACAAAACAAUUCGAAUUAGACAUUGCGAAGCAACAUACUCCCGCAGAGCAAAAUCCUUCUGAAGAUUAUUCAGAGCAGACUUCUCCGAACACCACUCCAAAGCUGCAAAGAUCCGACGUUUCUUCAGAACACCCUGCUUCAAAUAUUCCUUUUAGGCAACUUUCUUCAAAAACUCCUGAAAAUGAAAAACCCGCUUCACUAGAAGAACAAACUCCGGAUACUCUUCCAGAGAAACCAUCUCCAAAAACUCUUCCAAGAGAACAAUUUCCGAGAGUUCCUCCGAAAGAACCAGAUCCGAAAAUUCCUCAAGACGAAUCAAACGUCAACUCUCAUACGGAUGAACCGAUCCCCAUCUCUUCUCAGAAAGAACCCAUGCUCAAGACUGUUUCAGAGCACCCAAUUCCCAUUAUUCCUCAAGAAGAACCAACUCCCAAUCCUUCUCUCGAGCAAUCCACCCCAAACUUUUCUGAAGAACCUACUACCGACACUCCUACGGAGCCACCUACUCCAAACAUUCCGCCGCAAGAACCACCUCCUUGUGAUUGCGAUACACAUCUUCAAAAAACUCCUCCUGACUCUCUAAGACAAAACACAGUAAAAUUUUUACCCCAGGCACAAAAUGAUUACUUUGCUCAACCACCCUUUGCCUCCAACGCUCUUUUUUCAGAACAACAACAACUUUUCCCAAAAAAUUACAUCGAAUCAUCCCCUAUCCAAUAUCCCUUCGUAAAAAAUUUAUAUUCCAAUUAUCAAUCGGAUGUGUUACCCCUACAGUCAUCCAACACAUAUUUACCCGUUCAGAAUCCUUUACUGAACAUAAAGAGAAAAUUUUUUUCGCCGCUUAUAAGAAAUUCUCUUUAUUCGGUACGGGAUAAAUCCUUGUUAGACUCAACGAUAUUAGAAAAAAUGAACGAAUUGGAAAAAAUUCACGAAUAUCAGCAAAAAUUGAGGUUCGAUCCAGAAUUUUCCGAUAAUAAUAAUAAUAAUAAUAAUAAUAGAAAUCUCGCCUAUUUACGUUCUUAUCAACUUGAUAAGAUUAAUCAAGAUUUAUCGUAUAACGAAAUUUUAAAAAAUGCAGGAAAAUUUCUUUUGCCGACAGAAGAAAAUACACCGAUAAAAGAAGAUUAUAAACAUUCCUUCAAACCGAAAUAUGGAAGCACUAAAAAUUUUCCUUAUCUAUCAUUCAGAGAAAAAAAUUCAUUAAGGAUACCAUCAAAAUCGUUAAAACGUCGUCGUAGUCGUAGUAGUAGUAGUGGCCGUGAUUGUGAUGGUGGUGGUGAUUCAUCGUCGAAAAUAAAAAUUUACAUUGAUAUGAAAAGUCCAAACGAAUCGUCGAAAAAUGUUAGAAACGCCGAAGAAAAUCUACCACCCUCUUCAAAAAUGGAUAAACAAACAAUGAAUUCGACAAAAAUGUUAAAUACGGCUGGAGAAGUGGCUUCAGAUUUGGCUGGAAGGAUGACUAAUUUAUGGCAUUGCGUUUUGGGUUCUCAUCACAUACCGAACACGAGAGACGUUAAAUUUUUCCUUUACACGAGAAGAAACGUCAUACAACCGGAAUUAUUAAACAUCAAUUACAAUUUAAUAAAUAAAAAAUUAAAAGGAAAACGACAGCAUUUCGACAUCGAUUGUUACGACAUACCCCCCGAUCAAAUCGACGAUUUUCAAAGGAUAUCAGAUCGUAAUAGAAAAAUAAUUCGUUCGAAUUAUUUGAAUCUUCGAGCUCCCACGAAAAUAUUAAUACACGGUUACACGGGAUCGUAUAAAGACAGCCGUAUGGCUAAGAUAAAAGAUGCAUAUCUCGACACCGGAAGGUACAAUGUUAUACAGGUUGAUUGGGAAAUGUUAGCAGCACCACCCUACUACAUAAGAGUGACACAUCACUCCAAGUUUGUCGGUGAAACGAUCGCCCAAUUCUUAAACGGCCUUUAUUUGGUUGGAUUAAAUAUGUCGCUCGUUCAUUUAGUAGGAUUCAGUUUAGGUGCACAAGUUGCUGGUUUUACCGGUAAAAACGUCACAAUAGUACCGAUUUGUAGAAUUACAGGUUUGGAUCCGGCAUUGCCAUUGUUUUUACACACACACCCAUCGGGACAUUUAGAUAAAUUCGAUGCUAAAUUUGUUGACGUCAUACACACGUGUGGCGGAAUAUUGGCCAUGUUAGAUCCAUUAGGACAUGUUGAUUUUUAUCCGAACGGUGGUACUCGACAACCCGGUUGCGAUUUUUCAAAUUUGAAGUGUUCGCAUAGCAGAGCUCCUCAAUAUUUUGCAGAAUCGGUUAUAUCUAAAAAAAAAUUUACCGGUCAAUUAUGUCUCACGUAUGAAGAAUUCAUAUCCGGUGAUUGUGAUAAUUCAUCUCUUGUUUCCUACAUGGGAGAACCGUGUUCUAGAAAAAGCGUAUCCGGAAAGUACUAUCUCAUGACAAAAAGCAAAGAACCCUUUGUUCUUUAA